Lineus longissimus is the source of this 5040-nucleotide messenger RNA. RefSeq names its product piwi-like protein 1. The record is from RefSeq and is a predicted model, not a curated record. Lineage: Eukaryota; Metazoa; Nemertea; Pilidiophora; Heteronemertea; Lineidae. Gene Ontology annotation, cellular component: P granule. Gene Ontology annotation, biological process: regulatory ncRNA-mediated gene silencing. Gene Ontology annotation, molecular function: piRNA binding; RNA endonuclease activity; protein binding. Bases 154 to 2934 code for a protein of 926 amino acids. The transcript is spliced from 18 exons.
AUCUUGGGGGAGGUCGACUUUCGCAAUAUGUUUUAAUUUUUACGUCUUUUUACUGUUAUUGAUAUUAAUUACUUAUCAAUUACUGUGAACCCGAAUGAUCACACAAAUAACCCUCAACUUGAUUCUAUUGGAAAACAUUUUCUGAGGAGCGCAAUGGAAGGAAAAGGGAACAAAGGAAGGGGGCGUGGCCGAGGUCGAGGACGGGCAAGAGGCCAGGCCCAGGGGCAGGGAGAGCAGGAUCAGGUACGGAGGCCAGAUUCCGGGCAGCCUCGGCCACUCCCGGCCCCUGCUCCUGCUCUUCCAGGUCCAGUUCCAGUUGCAGUCCCAGCUGCCAAUCAGUGGAGGUUACCGCCGCCUCUGAAGGACGAUCAACCUUUACAGUCGCAGGUUCCGCGUGGGCAAAGUCAACCAGCAUCGGAAGCCAGCAGUCGGACACGAAAUCGAGGUGGCGGAAGUGGUGGGGCAGCCUCCAGGGUUGAUGAAGUGACAGAUGACAUACGAAGAAUGGACAUCGGGGUGGCACGGAGAGACCCGGUUCUUGGAGAAGGAGCAGCGCGUGGGCAAGGACACAAUGCUCCAGAACGCACAAAACCAAGGCUUAGCCAUGAUGAUGAUAGGAUCAUCACUAAGCCUGAUAAUUGUAAUGGCAAAAGAGGUUCUACUGGUCAAGUAACGCAGCUUCUUGUCAACUGCUUCCACCUCGAUCAAUCACAUGGUAGUAGCGUCAUCUAUCAAUACGAUGUGGAGUUCAAACCUCCGGUUGCCAACAAGGAGCAGAAAAUUGGGAUUGUGAAAUCUCGUAGUGAUAUAAUUGGCAACAUCAGUGCAUUUGACGGUUGGAUGCUGUUUCUGCCAGCAGUUCUGCCCAAUGAUCCAACUGUGUUUACUGUUAUCAAAAGGUUUGAUAACGAGCCGGUUGAGGUCACCAUAAGGCUUCGAAGGGAGCUUCCCGCAACAGACCCAGUUUGUGUUCAGAUGAUGAAUGUCAUAUUCAACAGAGUAUUGAAGAUGAUGGGGAUGGAGCGUAUUGGCCGAGAUUAUUUCUGUCCAAAUUUAAGCAUUGCUGUUCCACAGCAUGGUGUGGAGAUCUGGCCAGGCUACGAUGCUAAAAUCCGUGUGUUCGAGCAUAACACUAUGCUGAGUAUUGAUUUGAAUCAUCGUGUCUUACGCAAGUUGACAGUUCUGGAUGUUAUGUACGAUAUCAAACAGGACAACAGAUUCCAGGACAAGUGUGUCAAGGAAAUAGUCGGUCAGAUUGUCUUGACAAGGUACAACAAUCGCACGUAUAGAGUGGAUGACAUCCAAUGGGGCCAGACUCCAAAAUCAACUUUCGAGACGCGCAACGGGCCAGUGUCCUUCGUGGAUUACUAUGCCAAGGCCCACAAUGCUGAUAUUAAAGAACUGGGACAGCCACUGCUCGUGUCUAAGCUCAAAGCAAAGGACAGGCGAGCGGGGCAAACUGAUGACAUCCUGUUGGUUCCUGAAUUGUGCUAUAUGACCGGACUCUCCGACCAAAUGGUGAGGGACUUCCGCGUCAUGAAGGACAUUGCACAACACACAAGAGUCGACCCAACAAGUCGCAGAAAAAGGCUGGAAGGAUUCAGCCGGGAACUACGGAGCCAUGACAAUGCUAAACAGGAGUUGGCUAAUUGGGGCUUUGGCAUUGACCAUCAGUUGGCAACUGUUCAGGCGCGAGUUCUCCCACCAGAACAGAUCUCUCAAUGGGGGGAGAACAGAUUCUCCUAUAAACCCGCUGAAGCUGACUGGGACAGAAACAUGCGAGGUCGACCUCUGACCUUUACUCCACCAAUGACCCACUGGGCCCUUCUCUAUCCUCCAAACUGCGGCAAUCAAGCACGGGACUUUGUCUCCACAUUACAGAGAGUUGCUGAACCCAUGGGCAUCCAGCUUGGUGUACCUGAGGAGGUACGGUUGGCUGAUCCUAGAAAUGACACCUAUGUCCGCGCUCUCAAAGCAACGAUUCAUCCACGGCUGGUCAUAAUUGUCUGCAUCGUCCCUUCAAACCAGACAGAUCGUUACGACGCAAUCAAAAAGAUCUGCUGCAUCCACCACCCAGUGAAUUCGCAAGUCAUUGUCAGCAGAACACUCAGCAAGCCUCAACAGUUGAUGUCCGUCUGCACAAAGAUUGCACUUCAAAUGAACUGCAAGAUCGGAGGUAUCGGAUGGACCCUCACAGUACCGCUGCCAAGGACGAUGAUUUGUGGUAUGGACACUUACCACAAGCGCGGUUCACGAUCUGUUGGCGCAUUUGUAGCCAGUGUGAAUCGUACCUUCACAAAGUACCACAGUCGAUCUGCUUUCUUUAACGAGAGCCAGGAACUCCAUGAUAACCUGAGGACUAUGAUGACAGCGUCCAUUAAGAAGUUCUUGGAAAAGAACAGAUUCCUACCAGAUAAGAUCUUUAUGUAUCGGGACGGUGUUGGUGAUGGACAGCUCGAUGCUGUCUUCCAGCAUGAAGUCAAACAGAUUCAAGAUGCUUUCAAGGCAUUUGAACGACCAGAUGGUUCACCAUAUCUACCAUCGCUGGCUGUGAUUGUAGUGAAGAAAAGAAUCGCCACAAGAUUCUUCAAACAAGCCGGGAAUCAAUGUUUGAAUCCUCCACCAGGCACCGUGGUAGAUGAUGUGGUCACCAAUGCAAAUUGGUAUGACUUCUUCAUCAUCUCACAGUCCGUACGCCAGGGAUCUGUCUCACCUACGCACUAUAACGUCAUCUUCAACACGAUGCCACCGACAAUGUCCCCAGAUAGGAUGCAGCAACUCACAUACAAACUCUGCCACUUGUAUGUCAAUUGGCCGGGGACUAUUCGUGUUCCUGCUCCAUGCAUGUACGCUCACAAGCUGGCAUAUCUGGUUGGAGACAACCUCAAGGACACGCCAUCACCUAACCUCCAAGACUUCUUGUUUUACUUGUAAACAAAGAUGGGGCGACGGUCACACUAUAUGAGAAGAUUCUAACGGACAAUUUGCUUUUGGAGUAUGGAAGUGUCGAGAGAUUUCAGCAGAUAGUUUUUGUCACAUCUGUGCGAAAUAGUUUCAACUAAUAUUAGAUCUUAUUCACCCUGUUUUUGUGUUCAUAAUGCAUGUGUUUUACGAGAGAGAACUUAUAAUGAUGUUCUUGUUCUGGGGGUAUGCUCGCAAGCUAUUUUAUCGUGUUGGAGAGAGCAUCAGAACUGCGGCAUAAAACUUGACUGGAUUUUACAUGUACAUGUAGCACUGACUUGGUUACUGGUGGUACAAGAACGGAAAUGUUAGAUAUGUUGUUCGUCUCUGUGACUUUUGGCAUCAGGAUGAGUGUUGGUUAUAUGAAUAGUAUAAUAUAUAUAAACGAUUAUAGGAUUUUACUGUUGUUUUUAUGAUGAGUGUAUUUUGUUUAUCACUUGUGCAAUUCCUGUUGAUGAAGUUUAAAGAUGUUAGAGAAUGGUUGCUAAGUUUAAUUGCUGUACACAGAAACAUGUACGUGUAGGUUUGAACUUAUACUGUGUUGUAACUCUAAUCUUUUCUCAUGUUUUUGACGUAAGAAAAGCAGAUGGAACAUUGAUAAGUGGGGAGCACUUAAAAAUGACGGGAUCAUAUUCAAGUCCUUGCAUGAGAGGCUCAAUUUGGUGCUGGUUUAUGUUACAUGUAUAUAGCAACGUGUAAUAGCUUGUUGCUGUGAAUGUGUUAUUACAUGUAUGUAGCUGUACGAGGAUGUGUUUUGUUGUGGAUGUCUGUGCACUCUGUAUUAAGUGUAUACCAAGUAAAUAUCACUGCAGUUGGUGUAUUCAGAAAUCAAACAUUGAACGCUUUACAUGAAAUUUCACUACUUUUCAUGUAAAAACUUGGAGAAUUUUUCUGGAGAUUAAAACCAGACGCCUCGCGAAGAAGAUGGGUGCAAGAAUGAUUUGGCCAUUUUGGCUGGUAGACCCCCUUUCAAUGCUUAUAAAAUGUUGAGCCAGGUACAGUGAUAUUUAUGGCGGUGAAGUUGAUGAUGAUGAUAAUAAUAACAAUGGUAACAAUAACUUAAUGACUCCCAAGGAAAACAAAAAAAGGAUUAUUGACACUUUUGAGGGUUUUGCUACGGCAGACAUGUUAACAGCAAAUUUUCUGCUCUUUUCCAUAAAUCCAUUUUGCCCUCUGUAUUAUUCUCUUGCAACUUGAUAUGAUGGGUUCACAGUAUGUUGUGGGGCAGUUAUGUUUCAAGGCCCAGUUGCUCAAUCGAUGUUAAGAGACCAAAGCCAGCAUUAGUUUAAGUAAGCGUUAUCUCCUACGGUGAAUUUCAUUUACAACUAUAGACUUGACACCAAUGUUACAGCUAUAAACGAUUGAGCUACUAAGCCCAGAUGGUUGAGAAUUUAUCUGUUUCAUUUUUUUACUACCUCUUCACCAUAUUUGUUUUGCUUUGGAGUCUUUUGGUUAUUACCUUCUGGUCAUCCAGAAUUCAACCCCCAUUUUAACUGUACUUAAAGUUGGUACAGAGAACUCAAUAGAUGCCAGGAGGAGUGUCUUAUACAGAGAACUCAAUAGAUGCCAGGAGGAGUGUCUUAAUGGUCAAUGGGAAAAAUUAUGCCCUAAUGUGACUAAAUGCUACCCAUUUUUGUGUAAUGGGUCACAUAUACAUGUAAACUGUGAAAAAUACACACCUGCAAAAGUUUUGCGGAUUAAAGUUUUUGGGAUGUAUGAUUGUAUGCUAAGUUAGGAAAGUGUAAUGAUAUUGUCGGGUAGCGGAGUUUGAUACGGUUAAAGUGUUUACCCAGCUGGUGUCCCACCUGGAUUUAGCACUUCAGAGAAAGUCUUCUUGUUCUUGUGUAAUGGCAGAUAUCCAUGCUUAGCUUAGCACAUUGUCUGUGUUGUAAUGUAAAUGUAUUCAUAUAUUGUUCAUUUUAUUACAAAAAAACAAAAAAAUCAAAAAUAUAAGUGUAGAAUUUUAUCGACAAGGUGUCUAAUAGAUAUCACCAGGUUUUUCUUGUGGAGAUUGGAAAAUUCUCAUAUAUAAAAAAUUAUCAUAUAUACAUGUAGAUUAAAUGGGAAAAAGUUUUAGAA